GAGCGGGGCUGGCGGUCGCCAUGGCCACGGCAACCGACCAGGUGGUGGGGUUCGGCUUGGUCGCCUUCAGCCUCGUUCUCUUUGUUUACUACACCCUGUGGAUCAUCGUGCUGCCCUUCAUUGACAGCGACCACGGGCUCCACGGGUGGUUCUUGCCCAGGGAAUACGCCGUGAUCAUCCCCGUGGUGGCCGGGCUGCUGCUGCUGCUAUUUAUAGGUGUUUUUAUAAUGGUUGUGACGUGGAAGAGCAGGAAAACCACAAAGAAAACGGACUGAAGGCUGAGAUGAGGAGCAGGUGCCUUUCCUGUGGCAUCCUGGCUGGGAAAAGACUUUGCUGGCAGCACCAGGCACCACCUCAGUGCUGAACUGGCUGUGCUCUCCCACCUUCCUUCCUCUAGUUUACAGCCUACUGACCAAAGGGAAGCAAAACUGACCUCCAGGGAUCACUGGGAGAGGGACCAGAGCCCUGGCUGUGAGGGACCUGCUGGGGGACCAGCAGCUGGGACCACCUCAGAGCGAGCUGAGCCCUGCCUGCUGCCCAGCCUCACACUAAUCCUUCCCCUCCACUCUGUGUCCAGUAGUUUGUUCUCUCUGGGGUUUUGGGUUUUUUUAAAUGUUCGCAUACGGUUUGUGA
Molecule: messenger RNA, 633 nt
Organism: Apus apus (common swift)
Lineage: Eukaryota; Metazoa; Chordata; Aves; Apodiformes; Apodidae
Gene: DPM2
Product: dolichyl-phosphate mannosyltransferase subunit 2, regulatory
Exons: 4
Coding region: 21-275 (84 amino acids)
Biological process (GO): GPI anchor biosynthetic process
Cellular component (GO): endoplasmic reticulum membrane; dolichol-phosphate-mannose synthase complex
Molecular function (GO): enzyme regulator activity
Source: RefSeq, a predicted model, not a curated record